GGUAAGCUCGUGAACUUCUUUGUUCCACCUCAACCUUUAGAAGGAAAUAAAAAGAAAAAGCCAAAGGAAAUUGAGCUUAAAUUGAAGGAGAAAAUACAAUAUCCCAGCUUACGAGUGAUGAUAUUAGCAGCUGUAAAGGAAAUGAAUGUGAAGAAAGGAGCAUCCAUUAUUGCGAUCUUUAAGUACAUCAGUGCUAUAUACAGAUAUGACAUACAGAGAAAUAGACGGCUUCUCAAAAGAACUCUAGAAAAACUGAUUGCAGAACAAGUAGUAGAGCAAGUCAAAGGACAUGGUCUGGCUGGGUCUUUCAAGCUGGGAAAGAAUUACAAGGAACAGAAGAGGCGAGAAAGAACCAAAGAGCAGGUAGCAAGGACUUCAGAAAGCAUUCAGAAGAAGCAGUUGAUUGAUGCUAAAACUGAAACCAAAGAGUCAAGAAAUAGUGAUGUCACUUCUGAAAAUGCCCUUAAAACUCCUUUACGAGUGGAUAUCACCAUGGAAGAACAUGACUACUGUACAACUAGCAAACGUAACAGGAAAUCUGAGGCAUAUGAUGAGAACUCUGUGAAAGAGAAUGAUGAUGAGCAGGAAGCUGUGGUCCCAAAGUCUGCUGAUUUGCAUGGUAACCUCCUUGUCUCCAGUGAUGUGAGCAGUCAUCCCAAUUUUGAUGUUUCUAAAACUACAGCUGAUGUCCAGCAGGAAAUCCCAAAAGAUCAGUCCUCACAUUCCCAAGAACUUGCUGGCAAUAGUGUGCAACAUACCAGUUCUGUAUUUCCAUUUAAUACCUCUGAAUAUCGUUUUGAAUGCAUCUGUGGUGAGCUUGGAUUGGCUGACUAUAAAGCUCGUGUGCAGUGCUUGAAAUGUUACUUAUGGCAGCAUGCAGAAUGUGUAAACUACAAAGAGGAAAACCUGAAGAUCAAGCCUUUCUACUGUCCUCAUUGCCUUGUGGCAAUGAAACCAGUUUCCACAGGAGCAACUCUCAUAAUUUCUCCGAGUUCUAUUUGUCACCAGUGGGUAGAUGAAAUCAACAGGCAUGUAAGAUCAUCUUCUCUUCGAGUUCUGGUGUAUCAAGGUGUGAAGAAGCAUGGCUUUUUGCAGCCGCACAUGUUGGCCGAGCAGGAGGUGGUUAUCACCACAUAUGAUGUCCUCCGCACUGAACUGAACUAUGUGGAUAUACCCCACAGCAACAGUGAAGAUGGGCGCCGUUUCAGGAACCAGAAGCGGUAUAUGGCCAUUCCAAGCCCCUUGGUAGCAGUGGAGUGGUGGAGGAUCUGCCUUGAUGAAGCACAGAUGGUUGAAUGCACUACUGCAAAGGCUGCUGAAAUGGCACUCCGUUUAAGUGGGAUCAAUCGCUGGUGUGUCAGUGGCACUCCUGUGCAGCGAGGAUUAGAAGAUCUGUAUGGAUUAGUCCUUUUUCUUGGAAUUGAUCCUUACUGGGUCAAACAUUGGUGGGACCGACUUUUAUAUCGACCUUAUUGUAGGAAAAAUCCCCAGCCUCUCUACAGUCUAAUUGCCAAGAUAAUGUGGAGAUCAGCAAAGAAGGAUGUGAUUGACCAAAUUCAAAUCCCCCCUCAGACAGAAAAUGUACAUUGGCUUCACUUUUCUCCUGUGGAGAGACACUUCUACCAUCGCCAGCACGAGGUGUGCUGCCAGGAUGCAUUGGCAAAACUCAGGAAGAUUUCAGACUGGACUCUUAAGCUUAGUAGCCUAGAUAGAAGGACUGUGACUUCUAUUCUGUACCCUUUGCUGCGGCUGAGGCAGGCCUGCUGUCAUCCACAAGCUGUUCGGGGAGAGUUCUUGCCAUUACAAAAAAGCACCAUGACCAUGGAGGAACUGCUGACAUCUCUGCAGAAAAAAUGUCGAACAGAGUGUGAGGAAGCUCACCGGCAGUUGGUGUGUGCUCUGAAUGGCUUAGCUGGUAUCCAUAUCAUUAAAGGAGAAUAUGCAUUGGCUGCAGAGCUGUAUAGAGAAGUGUUACGAUCAUCUGAAGAGCACAAAGAAAAGCUUAAAACAGAUUCCUUGCAAAGACUUCAUUCUACACACAAUCUGAUGGAAUUGUUGGCAAAGCACCCAGGAAUUCCUCCGACUUUGCGUGAUAGCCGACUUGCAGAAGAGGCAGAACAACUUCGACAGCAUUAUAUGAGUAAAUCCAAUGCAGAAGUUGCAGAAGCCCAUCAGGCCUUACAGCCAGUUUUUCAGACCAUUCGGGAGCUCCAGAGAAAGAUACAUUCAGGUUCUCCUUGGUGGUUGGAUGUUAUCCAGACAGCAAUACAGUAUGCCAUCGAUGAGGAGCUUGUUCAACGUGUGCAAAAUGAAAUAACAUGCAACUACAAACAGCAGAUUAAUAAACUCUCCAUGGCAGAGAAAUUCCGUGACUGCAGAGGCCUUCAAUACCUGCUCACAACCCAGCUGGAUGAAGUGAAGAAGUUCCAGAAGAUUGUAAGAGAAGCUGUGAAAAACUUAGAAGGCCCACCCUCUAAGCAGGUUAUUGAGGCUGCCACUAUCUGCCAUUUGCGACCUGUUAGACUUCCACUUAACAACUGUGUCUUCUGUAAGGCUGACGAGUUGUUCACAGAAUACGAGUCGAAGCUCUUUUCUCAAACUGUCAAAGGCCAAAUGGCAAUAUUUGAGGAGAUGAUAGAAGAUGAAGAAGGGCUCGUCGAUGACCGUUUACCCACUACAAGCAGAGGACUGUGGGCAACCAGUGAAACUGAACGUGCCUUGAAGGCUAUUCUCUCCUUUGCCAAAGCUCACCGAAUGGAUGCUAAGCUAACUGAAGAAGGCAGCAUAUUUCUGGAACUCUUUGAAGCAUGGAAAAAGGAAUAUAAGUUACUUCAUGAAUAUUGGAUGGUACUUAGGGAUCAUGUCUCUGCUAUUGAUGAACUGGCAAUGGCUACAGAACGGCUAAGAGUACGUCAUCCUGAUGAGCCAAAACCAAAUCCACCAGUUCUCCACAUCAUAGAACCACAUGAGGUAGAGCAAAAUCGAGUGAAACUUUUGAAUGACAAAGCAGUUGCCAAAUCACAGCUUCAAAAGAAAUUAGGACAACUUCUGUAUCUCACUAAUCUGGAGAAAUCUCAGGAUAAAACCACUGGAGGAGUUAACCCUGAACCGUGUCCGAUCUGUGCACGUCAACUGGGAAAACAGUGGGCAGUGCUGACAUGUGGACAUUGUUUUUGUAACGAGUGUACAGCUAUCAUCAUAGAACAGUACAGCGUUGGCACCCGCCGGAGCUCAAUUAAAUGUGCCAUUUGCAGGCAGACAACAUCCCAUAAAGAAAUAUCCUAUGUCUUCACUGCAGAAACGGCAAAUCAGGAAGAUGAUAUUCCUGUAAAGGGAAGUCACUCCACCAAAGUGGAAGCUGUGGUCCGAACACUGAAGAGAAUUCAGUUUAAAGAUCCAGGAGCUAAAUCCUUAGUAUUCUCAACGUGGCAAGAUGUGUUGGACAUAAUUUCAAAAGCUUUGUAUGACAACAAUAUGGUUUUUUCUCAGAUCAAUGGAAUUAGUAAAUUUCAGGAAAAUCUCUCUGCAUUUAAAUAUGAUCCCAACAUCAAUAUUUUGCUGCUGCCUCUUCACACUGGUUCCAAUGGACUCAACAUCAUUGAAGCAACUCACGUUCUGCUUGUGGAACCCAUCCUGAAUCCUGCACAUGAGCUACAGGCUAUUGGCAGAGUACAUCGUAUCGGCCAGACAAAAUCUACCAUUGUUCAUCGGUUCCUGAUAAAAGCAACAAUAGAAGAGAGAAUGCAGACUAUGCUGAAAACAGUAGAUAGAAGCCACACGAGCUCUUCCAUGAAACAGUCAGAAGCCUCAGUUCUGACAGUGGCAGAUUUGGCUGACCUUUUUACAGAGGAAACUGAAGAACUUGAGUAAAAACAUUGGUUUGGCCUAAUGAGAUCAGGAAGUACCUGACCUAAUAAACACUGGUAUAUAACCCACUUGAUCUGUCAUUCCCGUGCACAUCAUCUAAUAUUUGUCCCUAACCAGAGCUA
Nestor notabilis (Kea) is the source of this 3989-nucleotide messenger RNA. It is a transcript of the gene SHPRH, whose product is annotated as SNF2 histone linker PHD RING helicase, E3 ubiquitin protein ligase. The record is from RefSeq and is a predicted model, not a curated record. Gene Ontology annotation, molecular function: ATP binding; ATP-dependent chromatin remodeler activity; DNA binding. Gene Ontology annotation, cellular component: nucleus; nucleosome. The transcript is spliced from 24 exons. Lineage: Eukaryota; Metazoa; Chordata; Aves; Psittaciformes; Psittacidae. The annotation marks the transcript as partial. Gene Ontology annotation, biological process: DNA damage response; nucleosome assembly; protein polyubiquitination.